Molecule: messenger RNA, 1462 nt
Organism: Sinocyclocheilus rhinocerous
Lineage: Eukaryota; Metazoa; Chordata; Actinopteri; Cypriniformes; Cyprinidae
Product: ADP-ribosylation factor-like protein 13B
Exons: 8
Coding region: 305-1462 (385 amino acids)
Biological process (GO): non-motile cilium assembly; receptor localization to non-motile cilium
Cellular component (GO): ciliary membrane; non-motile cilium
Molecular function (GO): GTPase activity; GTP binding
Source: RefSeq, a predicted model, not a curated record
UUUACCUCAAAGCAGAUGUCUAUGGACUUUUCAUAUAACUCAUAUAGCUAAAAUUCUAAAUAUUUGUGAGGAUGUUUACGUAUAUUUGGCCUAUAAUAACCUGGCAGAUGUCUACAUUUAGCCCAGAUAAAACCAUUCAGAAUGGCAGCUGUCACCUGUCUCCCAUAUGAUUGGUUAUAAGGAUUUGAUGGUGUUCCUUCUAAGCUCCUCCCACAUGAGGUGACAGGAUUAGAGGAAUAAGUAGAGCCUGAUUAGUUUUUAGCAGACUUGUGCAAAAUGUCUCUGGAGAGACGAACAAAAACGCAUGGAGUCUGACAUACUACUGUACGAGUUAAGGAGACAAUGGUUCUCUCCCUGGUGUUCUCCUCCUCAGGUCAACAUGUUCAACCUCAUGAGCAAUUGCUGCAGCUGGGUCUCCAAACUCCAGCAACCACUGAGGAAGAUCACUGUUCUAGUGGUUGGCUUGGACAAAGCUGGAAAAACAUAUUGUGUCAGAGGGAUGUUAAGAGGUAAUUUAGUGCCCCCUGGAGAUGUAGGUCCCACUCACGUAUGUGUCUGCACUGAAUUAAGGGUGGAGAACUAUUUGGUUAACUUACUGGAUAUGGGAGGGGCUCCUGAGGUUCGGGGGUCCUGGAGAGAGCAUUACGGUGAAGCUCACGGCAUCAUCUUUGUGGUGGAUUCCAGUGAUAGACAACGAAUGAAAGAGGUCAGAGAAGCUCUGGUGAACUUACUGAAGCAUCCAAGAGUAGCAGGAAAACCUCUUCUUGUGCUGGCAAAUAAACAGGACAAAAUGAAUUCUCUUCUGGGAAAUGAACUCAUUGAAAUUCUCUCCCUAGAGAGGCUGGUCAACCAGAGCCGUUCCCUUUGCCACAUUGAGCCAUGUUCUGCCUCAAUGGACCUGCGUCGCUGGUCAGACAGAAAGACCCUGCGAGGUCUCAGAUGGCUACUGCGAGCUGUGUGCCUGGACUACCCUGACCUCUGUGCCCGUGUGAUGAGAGAUGGGAGGCGACCAUUGGGGCCAGAAGAAAAAGAAAGGAGAGGAAAAACGGAGAAGAACCGGAACAAAUCUAAAGAGGAAAAAACACGUACAAGCAAAACAGACAUCCGUCAAGAACAGCACAAUGAAACUGUGAGGAAAAAUGGGACUCUUCAUCCAAUCAAAAAUAUUCUAAAUAAGGAGAACUCUUUAAAAAAGAAAAUAAGCAAGAAGAAGAAGAAGGUGAAGGUUAAAAUUAAGAAGGAGAGUCCAAGCAGAGGAGUAAAUGAAGAAGAGGUGGAGGAGACAGAAGGAAAUGAAGCAGAACAGGACCACAGCAGCCAGAAAGAUAAAGCCAGCAGUGUAUUACUGACUCCCAAACGAAGGAAAAUGAAACGCAAAGCCAAAGUAAAAGAGGAGAACUCGGGUCUACCAGAGUCCCCCAACAGCGAGGUCUCCAAACCCUCUAGAGGUAUUGAAACUUAA